Messenger RNA from Owenia fusiformis, 1140 nucleotides. Lineage: Eukaryota; Metazoa; Annelida; Polychaeta; Sabellida; Oweniidae. The record is from the annotation of a GenBank genome assembly.
AAAUGAACAUUGCACUGGAGUAAAAGGUUGUAUUGUCCACGUGCCAGGUUUUGGCCUUUGUGACGUUUCUAUGUACAUUUUUAGGUUACUAUGGCAAAGAAAAUAAUGCAGUAUCAAACAAGAACAACAUUGAUUUGAAGAAUGUCUCGAGGAGCCUACGAGAAGAGAUUGGAGGAGGCGCAAUUGGAGCUACAAGUUCCCCAGUGUUACAAAUGGACAAGAGAUGAAGUGGCACAGUAUAUAUGCUCCAUAGGUUUUCCGCGUUACCGUCAUUGUUUCUACGAUAACUUCAUCACAGGGCGUAAACUUAUUCUCAUGGACGCCGAUCACUUACCAAAGAUCGGAGUAAACGACUUUGAGCAUGUGAAACUGAUUGCUGGUGCAAUCCGUCGCCUACUCGCAAUCGAAGACCCUUAUUGGAAUCGAAAAAUCUACAAAACGCCGAGAGAUUCAAUGGCAACUUUUCUGGACGAAAAACGUUUCACCGGCAGGUCAAUUGAUAGAAUGACAUAUGUUGAGUUCCGUAGACAGAGAGGGCACGAGGUCGAUUUCGAACUCAGAUAGUCAGAAGCAAUAUAAAGGAAUGCUAAAUACAUUUUGUAAAUUAAAAGAGUUCAUAUAUUUUGCAGUACCCUACUUUAUGGUAUUUUACAUAUAUGAUCCCGUAUUGUGCAAAUAAUUAAUGGAUCUUACCCAAGGUCAAUGAAUUACCUUAUCAGUUUUCCUAGCCCUUUAUCAUGUGGCCUAUAUUUAUCAUGUUUUGUCGCAAAAUAUAGUAUGGCUAUACUGUAAUUUCAAUGGCCAGAAAGAAACGCACUUAUUUUGAUAUUUAAUACCAUUUGGACUGAAAGUAACACAUAAUGUGAAUCAUAUUCUUCUAACACAUAAUGUGAAUCGCAUUCUUCUAACACAUAAUGUGAAUCACAUUCUUCUAACAACUAAAGUGAAAAGCAUGUAAAUAAUUCACCAUUGCUCCCCUACAUGUAAACCCAUGCUGUUAUCAAUCUAGAAUAUGACAUAACGUUCUUUUAAAUGGCAUAGAUUGUAAUGUAACAUUUUUUGCUUUAUUAAUAUCUAAUUUGGAAAUACAUGUAGGACAAAUUGUAACAAGCAUUAACAUGCAAAAUGUCACUACCUGCC